ACUAAGAAUGGUUGUAGAAUAGAGUCUCUCAGCUCACAUUCAUGGACUCCCAUAGGCUUUGUUUACCUUGUGUAAGCAAUGGGGCAAGGAAGGGUUCGUCUCGAAAGUAAAUAGGAAUCUAUAUGGAACCAUAGAUGCAAAUAUUUGCCUGAAAAACCCUCCAGUUUUUCAUUGUAUUUCACAGCUUUACUCUAAAUUCAUCCUCCUUGCCUGUCGCCAGGGACAACACAUAACAGAACCGCAAAAAUGGGAGCAGGUUCAGUGUAAACCUCUUCUCCGGCCCCCAACAGAGGAACUGAAUGAGGCUCAUUCAUCACCAGACGAAUGGAGGCGUUUGGGGAGUGUGGAAAGGAAAUGAGCUCUAGAGAACCCAGCAGCCCGACCUACAACACAAUAACUGCAGCUCUCUGACCAAAAAUAUGUGCCCCCUCCUUCCAUACAUUGUGAGAAGGGGCGCUAAAGUCAAUGGGACAGCAAUGAGAGAUCCUGCUUUCUGCCGGAUGGUCCUUACGUGCAGCUCAGAACUGUGAAGUUUUGCAAAUUCCUUAAAUUUCUACCAGAUUUAGGGGGUCAUGUAUCAAUGUAGUUAUGUGUCUAAAUUCCGCUCUGCCAUGGCACCGCUUGUGCGCUCCAUGCGGAAAAUCAAGCGCUUGAGAAGGGGAAAAAAUCAAAUCUUCCAAGUCACAACAACAUCACAACUUCACCAUUAUGGAAACUCUACAAAGUUUUUUACCCUGGAAGAAAGAAAGACAUCCUUCUUGGAACAAGAUGUGUAGAUCCUGGAACGAGACGGUAAAUUUUAUAAAAUUCGGAAACAAUAUUUUGGACUACAAAGAGUGGAACCCAUGGGAGAAUCUGUGUAAAUCCUGGGAAGACUUUCUCUCUUCAAAAGAAAGGCUACCGAAAUCUGAAAGACAGAAUUCAGCUUUUUUUGACGAACUGUAUACCAUAGGAAAGCUGACCAGAGAUAAAUUAGAAGAAGCUAAAGUAGACCUGCAAAGGAAAACAGACGAGAACGCAACGUUGAGCAACCAGAAUUCCAUCUGGAGUCAAAGAUGUGAGAAGCUUCAAUAUCAACUGGACGUCGAAAAGCAGAGGAUGGCUGAAAAUGACCGUCUUCAUAGGAACAAUCUGGAGAGGCUGAAAUUGCAGAAGGAAAGAGAACUUCAGCAGGUCAAGGCCAAGAGUGAAGAACUGGAAGAAGAACUUCAGCAGGUCAAGGCCAAGAGUGAAGAACUGGAAGAAGAACUUUCGUCUCUCGAAAGUCAAGAUACUCUUAGGGAUGUCGUCGAUAGGCUUGGACAGGUCGGUAGCUGGAAUGUUUUUGACUGGUUGUGUAGCUGUGAGGAGGAAUUCAAGACUUGGAAUUGGAAUUUGAAAGAUUUUGAGAAGAUCCUACUCAGGUGUAUGGAUCCGAGCAGCUUCGCAUCACUACCUACCAUGGUAAAGAAAACACUUGAAAUGGAAUGGAUCGAUAGGUACAGAUUCAUAGCUCAAACGUUCAUUCCUGACCUGAAAAACUUGCUGUACAGAGAAAAGAUGAGGGAGGACGACACGGUGUUGCAAUAUUUUCAUCGCAUGUGGAUGAUAUACCGCGUUGCAAAGUACCCAGUCCAUGUAUCUAAGGAGGAUGUCCCCUACAAACACGCCAUCUGUAGAGGCCUGCUUCCUCAUUUGUACCAAGUGGGUGAACAACUGCGCGACGAGGACUACGAGGACAUCGAAAGCGCCGUGCGUGACGAAGAGUAUUCCUUGUCGGAAUCUGAAAAGAAGAGAAUGAUGGAACGGAAAGCCGGUCCGGGAUUUCCUUCACGCAUGAAGAUAUGGAAGAUGUUAAUGAGUUGUCCUGUUGAUUUUGAAGAAAUCGAUGAGGCCAGUUACUCUCACCUUCUAACGACUCUGAGCAGACACCGGGAUCUCGAAACGGGAGCCAAGAUAACUCGGAUAGAGUAUGAAACCGCAACGGUAACCCAGCCCUAUUAAUAACCAAAAACUAUGCAGCUUGUUAAUUCUGAUUGUUUAAUAUUUAGACAUGUCCGGAGAAGACAAUGGUGGGGAACAUUGAGUCAGGACCUCCACCAGUUCCCGAAUUAAAUCAACUGGUGCCAGAAAGUUAAACAGAUUAGUAAAUUACUUCUAUUAAAAAAAAUCUUAUUCC
Molecule: messenger RNA, 2158 nt
Organism: Hyla sarda
Lineage: Eukaryota; Metazoa; Chordata; Amphibia; Anura; Hylidae
Exons: 2
Coding region: 709-1983 (424 amino acids)
Source: RefSeq, a predicted model, not a curated record